GGUAUAUUUACAAGGUCGUGACAUACCAACAGCCCUACUCAGACAGCGUGGCCAUGAAUACCAUGAGGUUCCUGGCAGCAGUUGCUCUUGUACUGGCCUGGUCCAACAUGGCGGAGUCCAUGUUCGGCCGGCAUCGGAGUUCCCAGGAUUCACGGUCACGGUCACAUUCAAGGUCACAGUACUCAUCUCAACAAUCACGUCCCUCGUUUCAUAUUACAAAAUCCGGAAUUGAAAGAGCGCUACGGCACUUACAAGGCGAGAUGAACAAAGGAAUGGAUGUUUUGAGAACUAAACUCGUUCCGGGGGCGCCGACAUCAAACACGAACUAUGGUGAUGGGUCACAGUCUCCCCAAAGUAACAAUCGGCAACCUGACAGGCAGCGACAACGGCAGCAGCGACAACCACAGCAAGAAGAACCUUCAGAAGCGAAUGGGUGGCUGUUUGGCAGUCAGGAAGGAGGUGAAACUCCAAACGCUCCCCCGCCUGUGCAACAACCGAAUCACCGAAACACCCAUUCGAGUUCGCCAAUGUCCGGCUCGCUCAUGUCCAUGUUUGGCUUAAACGUCCGGAAAUAAUUCUAGGGAAGACUCCACGUCCAAAUACACUGGAAGGAGUCUAAAUAACGUUGUAUUCCCUCUUGUUUGUACACUUCGGCUGGCAUUGUAUUUUAUUGAUUGGUUGCAAAUAGUUAAAGGGGAAGUGUACACGCAAAAGUUACUUUCUUUCUUUUUCUAAACAAAACGCAAUUUUAGAAUUAGUUAGUAUCUGUGUUUGAAAAUAU
Messenger RNA from Haliotis rufescens (red abalone), 781 nucleotides. RefSeq lists its product as uncharacterized. Bases 54 to 575 code for a protein of 173 amino acids. The record is from RefSeq and is a predicted model, not a curated record. The transcript has 3 exons. Lineage: Eukaryota; Metazoa; Mollusca; Gastropoda; Lepetellida; Haliotidae.